AUGCCGACGUUCAUCAUCAACACCAACGCGCUCGGCGACUCCGUCAACAACAGCGACUUCCUCGCGGAGGCUUCGGCGCUGGUCGCGAGCGAGCUCGGCAAGCCCGAGAGCUACGUGAUGGUGCACCUCAACACGAACCAGACGAUGUGCUUCGGCGGCACCGAAGCGCCCUGUGCAUUCUGCCGGAUAAUCUCGCUGGGGUCGAUAGGCGGGGACAAGAACAAGACCAUCUCCGCGGCGGUCUGCUCCCUCCUCGAACGCAAGCUGGGCGUGCCGCCGAACCGGACCUACAUCGAGUUCACCGACCCGAAGCGCAGCGACUUCGGGUUCAACAGCUCGACGUUCGGGUGA
Pedinophyceae sp. YPF-701 is the source of this 351-nucleotide messenger RNA. Lineage: Eukaryota; Viridiplantae; Chlorophyta; Pedinophyceae. The record is from the annotation of a GenBank genome assembly.